This is a messenger RNA of Postia placenta MAD-698-R-SB12, 360 nucleotides long. RefSeq lists its product as hypothetical. The transcript has 2 exons. NCBI's taxonomy places the organism in Eukaryota, Fungi, Basidiomycota, Agaricomycetes, Polyporales, Adustoporiaceae. The annotation marks the transcript as partial. The record is from RefSeq and is a predicted model, not a curated record.
CUCGUUGAGACGGACGCCUGCGGUAUCCCUGUCCGCCCAACAUGGUCGGUCGACGAGCUCCUGUCCUCAUAUCCUAAGCCCACAAUCCCACCAUCGACUCUCAAACGAUUACAUGAACUGGCGGCUCUCGUACCACCUGUCGAAGGCACGCCGGAACAUACAAAAUUGACGCGAGAGAUGGAAGGUCUUGUGAGGUUGGUCGAGGCAGUGAAGCUGGUAGACACGAGCACAGGGAUUGAAUUGGAUGAAAGUCCCCAGCCCACCGAAGGAAGCCAGGAUCCUAACGACCAGAAGCUUUUAAGUCAUUCAUCCAGAGUCAGACGUGGACUUUAUAUUGUGGAUGCUGACAAGGUCAGAUAG